Sinocyclocheilus rhinocerous is the source of this 756-nucleotide messenger RNA. RefSeq lists its product as uncharacterized. The record is from RefSeq and is a predicted model, not a curated record. NCBI's taxonomy places the organism in Eukaryota, Metazoa, Chordata, Actinopteri, Cypriniformes, Cyprinidae. The transcript has a single exon. The annotation marks the transcript as partial. Gene Ontology annotation, molecular function: protein binding.
UAUGAGGAGAAGAGGAAAGACAUCACUGAUGCCACUGAAUACAACAGAGUCAACAUUCUGGUGCCUUUUGACGCCAACAGCACCCUGAUAACAUGUGGGGCUUUUAAAGAUGGAUAUUGUGAAGUUCUUGAUAUAAAUGACAUUACAAACAGUAUUUACUAUGAAAGUAAUAUAUUGAUAGGACCGCGACAGGGUGAGAAAUCUGUUGCCUUCAUAGCCGGUACAAGCAGCAGUACGUACCUUUUGGUUGGGAAAAAAGACGACGAUGCAAAAGCUCAAGAUACCAGGUAUUCUGUUGUUAGCUUGUGGAACACUUUACAGUCUCAAGCAGGUGGGAUUUUCUCUAUAUUUGCGGAAGGAUCAGAUACCAUCAUUCAGAGCACUGUGAGAGAUGUGGAGUUUGUUGGCGGAUUCCAGAGAGUUUCACCCUCAGAAUCCUACUUAUUUCUCAACGUAAAGACUGGCUCAGAGAGGAAAGUGCUCGUCCUGUGGAUGAACAGCUCUAAAGGAAAAAAGAGAGAAAUCAUCAAAUCCCUACAGGCUGCAACGAUACGAUGCUGCAGUGAUAAAGCUCGUCCAGUGCUCGUCGCCUGCACUGUUAUUCCCUCAGUGAACAGCGUUAUUUGGGCAGGUGUGUUCAGUGCGCAGAAUCAGCAGGAUCCGGAGAACAGCGCGCUGGCUCUGUACGACAUCAGGAGCAUUAAAGGCCGAGUGAAGGGCUUCUGCGCUUAUGGUGAAAACCCAUGUGGUUCAGAG